AUGGGCAACUCGACGGGCUGCACGGUGGAUGACCUGCAAGCGGUCGAGAUGCACUUGUGGUACAAAAAGUUUAUGACGGAAUGCCCGUCGGGGCAGCUCACCCUGCACGAGUUCAAGCAGUUCUUCGGUCUGAAAGGCCUGGACUCGGAGGCGAACGCGUACGUCGAGCAGAUGUUCCGCACUUUUGACAUGAACAAGGACGGCUACAUCGACUUCAUGGAGUACGUGGCGGCGCUCAGCCUGGUGAUGCGCGGCAAAAUGGAGCACAAGCUACGCUGGUAUUUCAAGCUCUACGACGUGGACGGCAACGGUUGCAUCGACCGACACGAGCUGCUCAACAUCAUCAAGGCUAUUCGCGCUAUUAACGGUAACGACAACCAGGAGGUGACGGCGGAGGACUUCACCAACAGCGUCUUCAACAGGAUCGACAUCAACGGCGACGGCGAGCUGUCACUCGAAGAGUUCGUGGCGGGCGCGCGUACCGACGAAGACUUCAUGGAAGUGAUGAUGAAGAGUCUGGACCUGACGCACAUCGUGGCCAUGAUUCACAGCAGGCGGCACAGCGUUUAG
This is a messenger RNA of Nerophis lumbriciformis (worm pipefish), 570 nucleotides long. Lineage: Eukaryota; Metazoa; Chordata; Actinopteri; Syngnathiformes; Syngnathidae. The record is from RefSeq and is a predicted model, not a curated record.